AUGAUUUACAAAAUAAGUAGUGAUAGCAGUUGGCGUUCAGAACUUUACGGUUCUUGGAAUGUUACACAUGGCUUCCAAAAGAGGAAGGAUUUUAAUGAUGUAACUGCUCUGAGAAGACACAACUUACAGGGUUACCAACUAAAGAUUUGCUAUGUCCUGACUGAUCAUGACAGUAUCAACCAUUUAACAGAUCAAGUCAAUGACCACAUCGAUACCAUCACCAAAGUAAACUUCCCGACGACUAAUCAUCUCUUGGACUAUUUGAAUGCCGAUAGAAAGUACUUCUUUGCUAAUACGUGGGGAUAUCGCCUUAAUGGCACUUGGAAUGGAAUGACGGGAUAUCUGGUGCGAGGUGAAGUUGAUAUUGGAGGAUCACCAAUGUUCUUCACAAUAGAACGUAUACCAUACGUGGACUACAUAUCAAGUCCCACGCCCACACGAUCGAAGUUCGUUUUCCAGGAACCGAAGUUGUCGUACGAAAAUAAUUUGUUUCUACUCUCAUUUCGCACCACGGUGUGGUACAGCACUUUGGCACUAAUAUUCAUAUUGUUUCUGGCUUUGUUCCUUGUCACUUAUUGGGAGUGGAAGGCAAGAAGAUAUAUUGAAUCGAGAGAAACAGACUCUGCGAUUUUAAGACCUAAUAGAGAUGUUGUCAUUUUGAUCUUUGGUGCCACUUGUCAACAAGGCAGUCCUGUGGAGCUGAAAGGGUCUUUGGGACGUAUCGUAUUGCUGAUAUUAUUUUUGACCCUGAUGUUCCUCUACACAUCGUACUCAGCCAACAUCGUCGCGUUGCUGCAGUCAAGCUCUUCAAAGAUACGCACAUUGGACGACCUUCUUCAUUCGAGAAUAAAAUUUGGAGUCCACGACACCGUAUUUAAUAGAUAUUACUUCUCU
Molecule: messenger RNA, 894 nt
Organism: Manduca sexta (tobacco hornworm)
Lineage: Eukaryota; Metazoa; Arthropoda; Insecta; Lepidoptera; Sphingidae
Product: ionotropic receptor 75a-like
Cellular component (GO): membrane
Molecular function (GO): ligand-gated monoatomic ion channel activity
Source: RefSeq, a predicted model, not a curated record